This is a messenger RNA of Phymastichus coffea, 2011 nucleotides long. RefSeq names its product bleomycin hydrolase. The transcript has 5 exons. Gene Ontology annotation, biological process: L-homocysteine catabolic process; response to toxic substance; proteolysis. Gene Ontology annotation, cellular component: cytoplasm. Gene Ontology annotation, molecular function: cysteine-type aminopeptidase activity. The record is from RefSeq and is a predicted model, not a curated record. The coding region runs from base 189 to 1559 and encodes 456 amino acids. Lineage: Eukaryota; Metazoa; Arthropoda; Insecta; Hymenoptera; Eulophidae.
UACAGCGACUAGUGACUUGGCUCUUUCUUCGUGUUUCCGCAUCCGCAGAGAGCUGCAUUCGUCCCGGUUCGAGCCAGUGCUUUGCGUCGGUGAGCGACUGACGAUUCUAAUUUUUUGAAGCUCCACUAGUUUGUUUUUCCUCAACGUCUAGUUCUCCGGACAGAAAUACUAGUAUCAACGAGACAACGAUGGCAGCCACAGCAGGUGUACUGACGAAGGAGCUACUGAGCCAAAUGCGAAGCAAGUUCUACGCGGAGUCGCGCAAUCUACAGGCGCAGAAUGUGUGCUCGCGAAUCGACCCAUUGGAAGCAUGCCUCUCGCGUAGUACAGCUCAGGCAACUAACCACGUGUUCCAGCACAAAAUUGAGACCGAAGGCAAACCCGUUACCAACCAGAAACACAGUGGACGUUGCUGGUUGUUCGCUGCGCUCAAUGUUAUUCGCGUACCUUUCAUCAAGCAACACAAUCUCGAAGAGUUUGAGUUCAGUCAAAAUUAUCUAUUUUUUUGGGAUAAGAUUGAACGAAGCAACUACUUCUUGCACAACAUCGUCAAGACGGCGAAACGCGGUGACGCACUGGAGAGUCGAACUGUGAAUUUCCUUCUGCAGGAUCCAAUUAAUGAUGGUGGCCAGUGGGACAUGGUGACGAAUCUUAUCAAUCGUUACGGUCUUAUGCCUAAAGCCUGCUUUCCUGAAAGUUACUGCUGUGAGAAUUCAGUACGACUCAACAUCAUUCUCAAGAGCAAGUUGCGCGAGUACGCUCACGCGUUGCGUACCCUCAUCGACUCUGGUGCCUCUGACGAGCAGAUUCAACAACGCAUUAAUGAGCAGAUGACAGUAAUUUACCGAAUAGUCGCUAUUUGCUUGGGUAUUCCACCAGAGACUUUUAACUGGGAGUACUACGAUAAAUCAAAGAACUACAACAGCGUGGGGCCAAUUACGGGUUUGGACUUUUACGAAAAGUACGUGAAACCAUACUUUGACGUGAAUGAAAAGGUUUGCCUAGUGACAGAUCCAAGGUCUACAAAUCCGUACGGCAAAGUCUACACAGUUGAUUGUUUGGGUAAUGUGGUUGGUGGUAGAGCCACCAUAUACAACAACCAACCUCCAGAACUUCUCAUGAAGCUCUGUGCUGAAAGCAUCAAGAAUAACGAACCUGUUUGGUUUGGUUGCGAAGUUUCCAAACGAUUUAGUGCCAAGGCUGGUAUCCAGGAUCUAAAGGCACAUGACUUUGAACUUAUGUUUGGUACCGACGUACAAGUCACCCUCACCAAAGCUGAGAGAUUGCUCUAUGGAGAGUCGUCUAUGUCACACGCCAUGGCCUUCACUGCUGUAUCCUAUAAUAAGGAUGGCUCAAUCUCAAAGUUCCGUGUAGAAAAUUCAUGGGGAGAUGAUCGCGGAGACAAAGGAUAUUUAGUUCUUACUGCUGACUGGUUCCAUGAAUUUGUCUUUGAAGCUGUUAUUGAUAAAAAACUUGUACCCGCUGAUGUGUUAGCUGCAUUUGAUCAAGAGCCAAUUGUCUUGCCUGCAUGGGAUCCAAUGGGCACACUUGCUCAGUGAUAAAUUUUAAUACUUGUCAUUGUAUAUGUAAUCAACUAUUUUUGAUUGAAAAAGAAAUAUGAAAGAUCCGAAUUCAAAUAAGAUUAAUUUUCACACAAUUACUACAAUAAACAGUAAAACAAUUUUUUAUAAAAAGAAACAAUGCUGUAAUAAAAAAAGCUCUUGAAACUUUUUUCUAUUAACUGUGCAGUGGAGUGCAAAAUAGAUGCAGUUUUGAAUUCAGAAAACUAAUCAUGGUUUGAAUAUCACUCUAAACAGUCAUGUUGCAUUUAUCAACUUGUGAAAUGAAUUUUAAUAAAUACUUUUUAUUCCAAUAAUUGUAAUAAUGCAAGAAGAUAAAAAUGUUUUUUAUAAGUUGUAAAAGUGUUAUAGAAUGGUAAUACUCUUUCAAAGUUCAGACGCAUGCGUCUACAUUGGUUGCUAUGGAUGAAUAAAAAGACUAUACUUUAGAA